CUGACAAUUUUUUUAUUUUUGGGUGAACUAACCCUUUAACAACAUAAGGAGCAAAGACAAGAACUGAAGUUAAAGGUGUUGAUGCUGUAGUUUGUUUCAGCCUGUUGACACCAAUAAAAAAAAUAAUGUGCCAAUUUACAGAAGAUCUCAGACAUCACCAUAAUGAAUGAGCUGAAAACAGGGAGCUUUUGCAUACAAAAAGGUUUUUCAGCUGCUCAGUUUAACAUGAUGGCCCUGUACUUUUUAAAUGCAGAUUGGAUAAAAACACAGUGAUCACAGUUCACACCUGCAGUGAAGCCCCUCCCACAACAAUUCACCAAUAAAUACUGGGGAUAUUCACAUCAUCCUACAAGAGAAGGACGAACUCUAGGAGUAGCAGCUGAGAUCUGUGUGACUGUUAAAGAUGGAGUUUAUUAAAGAGGAGAUUGAAGACAUGAGUGAUCCAGAACCAUCCAGAAUAAAACAUGAAGAUACUGAGGAACAAAUAGACCAGGCGAGACUAAAAGAGCAAAGAAAAGAACUGAAUGUUGUGGAGGAGGAACAUCGUAACUUUACAAUUCAAAGAACAAAAGCCAAAAAGACGCACACCUGCACUCAGUGUGGAAAGAGUUUCUCAGAGAAAAGACACCUUAACACACACAUGAGGAUUCACACGGGAGAGAAACCGUACACAUGCACUCAGUGUGGAAAGAGUUUUUCUCGAGCAUCAGCUCUCAGUGUUCAUCUGCUCAUUCACUCUGGAGAAAAGCCAUUUAACUGUGAUCAGUGUGGUAAAGAUUUUAUUUCAUCAGCAAAUCUAAAAUCACACCUGAAAGUUCAUUCAGAUAAGAAGCCUCAUGUGUGUUCUCUCUGUGGAAAGAGUUUUUCAAGGCUGGGCAGUUUUAAACGGCACCAGAAAACACAAUGAAGUGAGAGAUUAUAUGUGCUUUGACUGUGGGAAGAGCUUUACUAGAUUUCGUGAUCUGACACUGCAUCAAAGAAUUCAUACUGGAGAAAAACCUUACAAGUGC
Messenger RNA from Pimephales promelas (fathead minnow), 1010 nucleotides. RefSeq lists its product as uncharacterized. Gene Ontology annotation, biological process: regulation of transcription by RNA polymerase II. Gene Ontology annotation, molecular function: RNA polymerase II cis-regulatory region sequence-specific DNA binding; DNA-binding transcription factor activity, RNA polymerase II-specific. Lineage: Eukaryota; Metazoa; Chordata; Actinopteri; Cypriniformes; Leuciscidae. The record is from RefSeq and is a predicted model, not a curated record.